Molecule: messenger RNA, 12332 nt
Organism: Dermochelys coriacea (leatherback sea turtle)
Lineage: Eukaryota; Metazoa; Chordata; Testudines; Dermochelyidae
Gene: CLMN
Product: calmin
Exons: 13
Coding region: 656-3373 (905 amino acids)
Biological process (GO): nuclear migration
Cellular component (GO): meiotic nuclear membrane microtubule tethering complex; nuclear outer membrane; cytoplasm
Molecular function (GO): actin filament binding
Source: RefSeq, a predicted model, not a curated record
CUUUCACUUCCUUUUUCAUUCCUAGUGCCCCUUACUAAGUAGGGGCUGGCCGCCCAGCCAGGCGGGGGGAGCCCCUUGGGGGUGGGGGCUGGAAGGUGUUGCUGUGACACCCGUCUACCGCGCCUGCUUUGCUUUGCAGCCGAUCCGAACCAGGUGCCUCUCUCCGGGCGCGUGGCGGCUUCCCGCCGCCGCCGCCGCCCCCGCGCCCAACCUGCGGCUGCGUCAGCUCCGCGACACCAGGCGGCAUCACAACAGGCAACUUGGAGACCUCCGACUUCAGCGCCAGCCAUGAACACUUGAUCCGGCCCCCGGGCUGCUCAGAGCCGCCCGCCGGGCCCUGGCGGAGAGGGCGCCGCGGCUGGGCUCCCUCCCCCGCUGUGGGCUUGCGCCGGGCUCCCCUUUCCCUGUCCCGCGCGGGGGGCGGGGGGGGGGGCUCUGCUGGGCUCCCCGGACCCCUCCCCCCGUGCGCUGGGGGCUCGGCUGGCCCCCCGCAGCGCCUUGUUGAUCCCCUUGCCUCUCUCCCGGCUGCGCCCCCGCCCCCAGCCUCUCCUGCGGCUCGCUCCUCUCUCCCGGUUGCUGUGCGUGUGUCUUGGGGGGGGGGGGUCCCCCGUUUUCCAAGCAGCGCCGUGUCCGCCCCCACCCCGCCUGCUCCUCCAUGGCAGGGCACGAGUGGGACUGGUUUCAGCGGGAGGAGCUGAUCGGGCAGAUUAGCGACAUCCGAGUGCAAAACCUCCAAGUGGAGAGGGAAAAUGUGCAGAAGAGAACCUUUACCAGGUGGAUAAAUCUACAUUUGGAGAAGUGCAAUCCUCCUCUGGAAGUGAAAGAUUUGUUUGUUGAUAUUCAAGAUGGGAAAAUCUUGAUGGCUUUGCUGGAGGUCCUGUCUGGGCAAAAUCUGCUUCAUGAAUAUAAAUCCUCAACCCAUCGUAUUUUUCGGUUGAACAACAUAGCUAAAGCACUGAAGUUUUUGGAGGACAGUAAUGUAAAACUGGUUAGCAUUGAUGCAGCAGAAAUAGCGGAUGGAAACUCUUCUCUGGUACUUGGACUAAUAUGGAAUAUAAUCCUGUUUUUUCAGAUUAAAGAACUGACAGGCAACCUCAAUAGGAACUCCUCCUCAUCCAGUCUGUCAUCUGGGCCCAGCGGGGCUGACUCAGACACAUCUCACCCGAGCACUCCUAAUAUAGAGAGAAGCAUGUCUGUUUCAGUGAAGGAUCAGCGAAAAGCAAUCAGAGCCCUUUUAACCUGGGUUCAAAGGAAAACCAGAAAAUAUGGUGUUGCAGUUCAAGAUUUUGCCAGCAGUUGGCGGAGUGGCCUUGCUUUCUUAGCUAUAAUAAAAGCAAUAGAUUCCAACUUGGUAGACAUGAAGGGAGCUUUGGAGAAAUCAGCCCGGGAAAACUUAGAGGAUGCUUUCAGCAUAGCACAAGAUAAACUUGGUGUUCCUAGACUUCUGGAGCCAGAAGAUAUAAUGGUUGAGUCACCUGAUGAACAAUCAAUUAUGACGUAUGUGGCACAGUUUCUGGAGCAUUUCCAAGAGAUAGAAGGGGAAGAUUUUUCGGAUCCUGAUAAGAAAAUCCCAGUUGAAGCCACAUAUGUCCAUAUCAAAGACACACCUUCAGAACAAGGGGGCAAGAUCUUGAUAUUGAAUGAAAAUGGAGAAUGUACGUACACUGUUAACCAUGAAAGGAGCCACUCUCCUCCUACAAAGAUUUGUGUCCGUGAUUUGCCUGAGGAACUCCAGUCAGAAAUUGCACAUGAAGAACUUAAUGACAAAUUGAAUCAACCGUUAUCAGAUCAUUCACAGGGAGUCUCAGAGGAGUCAUUGGUUUUGUUAUCUGCAGAAGAACCUCAGAGGCCUACCUCUUUGCAGAUUACAGGAUCUAUCAGUUUUGACUCCAGUUCCUCUUGGGAAGUUCUUAGCGAUAAACUGAUUCAGAAUGAAGGGAGCAUAUCUGAUGAUCAACUGAAACAGAAUGAUGAACUUUCAGCAACUGUUUUAACUGAUCAGAAAAAUGCUGCUGACACAGUUGAUUCAGAAUCAUUUUCUAAAAAAGAAUUUACUAUAAAGAUGUCUCUUGAAUGCAACAAUGAAAUUAAGGACUCACUAGUCAACAAAACAUGGGAUAGUUGUUCUUUGAGCCCAUUAUCUCAGACUUCAGAUGGACAUAUAAAUGAACCAACAAAUCUAGUAGAAAACACUGAACCCAUAACUUCAACUUUUCUACAGGAAAAUGCUUCCAAAGAAGAGGAUAUACAUAAAUAUGUUUUGUGUCUACUAGAUGAAGAAAUACCUAAACUUCCAGAUGGGUAUGAACAUCUAAAACAAUCACCUGUUUUUCAGACAGUACAAGAUACCAGUUGUUCACCCAAGGAUUCUGAUCUCAAAGGUCAAAUGGAAAUAUCUUUGUCCUGCAAAUCUGAAAAUUCAACCCCACCAGUUACAAAAAUUCCUGAGAAUCUCGAUAUUCAUAGUGAAGGUGGAUCUUCAGCUAAAAUGUCACCAAAUUCUUUGAAAGUUUCUGUAAUUCCACAUGAUCUUUUCUACUAUCCACAUUACAAUGUUCCCAUAUCAGCAGUUUUGGAAGCUUUUGCUAAGCCUAGUCCUGCCUCUUAUGUUUCUGAAAACAGCAAAAUCUGUGAUGAGCUAUCAAUGAAUUAUUUGCAUGAAGGGGAGCCAUUGGUACUAAACAAUGAAGAAGGCAUUCUGGAGCCAGGUCUGCAAACCAACCUGAGUGUCUCUCCAGCAGAAAUGGAUGUUGAGGACACGGAAGAGGAGAAAGUGGAUCCUGACAGUCCCACUAAGUCCUUCUCUGAAAAAGUACAGGGUGCCCUAACAGGAAAGAAUGUGGAACUCAAGGAAGACACCAGUAUAUCCACAAACUCUCAAGAUUCUACAAAUCCAGAAAAUCCUGAGGUCAUGGUAGACCAGUUGGAGGAUACAUCGUCAGCAAUGGUGAGAUCAGAAAUAAGCAGUAAAAGGAAGGAAAAAAAGAAAAAUGUGAUCCAAGCAGAAAACUUUCGGACUUUAGAAACGGGGACUCCACAGUUACCUGAUAAAGGAAAAGAAGAAAUCAUUGAUUAUCAGGAGUUUUCCAAAGUUAGCUACAGCGACUCCAGUGUUUACCUCAGAAAAAGGAUUCCUAAUCCCACUGAAAAGGAAUACAUUAGUGAAAACAAACAGAAGAACACAGACGUGAAUGAAAGCACAAAUCUGUUAAUUAUCAGGAAGAAAAAAGACUUAGAGGCUCCAGAGAAUGCUAUUCCACCUUCUGAACCUCCAUGUGUAGAGCAACCCGAGUUAUUUUACUUCAUUGUUUUCCUCUGGGUACUGGUCUACUGCCUGUUGCUCAUUCCGCAUCUUGUUAGCAAAAAACUUUGAUCUCACUGAGUGUGGGAAUAAUAAAAGACAGUGGCUUGAUUUUUUUCAUGUGUAUGCAUAUAAAUCGGUUCCUUCAGGUGAAGCACAGAAAAAUAUAGGGCCUGAUUUUAAAGCUGAUACGAAGAUUAGUCUUAACUUACUAUUGUGCUAUUUAUAAUGUUGUAGCACAUUUUAUAUUGUGACAUUGUGUAGAUAUAUAUAUAGAUAUAGAUAUAUAUGAAAAUGGGAUGAUUUAAUAUACACAAUUUUUAUACAUUUGUGCCUUGCUUUAUAAAAUGCUAAAUAAAAUGGAUAAUUAUUAGUAGAGACACAGAUGAUUUAGAGCUCCACUCUUCAAAAAUGGUUCUUCAAAAAUUGUUCCUCUGGCUACACUUAUUUACCUAGGGCCAUGUAGCUGUGAAAGAAAGGUAAUGUGUGACUUCAUGUCAAAGCUUGGUCAUCCACGUGGGCAGGGCUUGAAAUAAGAUCUUUUCUGUAUUUCCAGUGGAAAUACUUUGGUAGAAGAAGCUUAACCUUCCUCCAUCAAUUAUUCUUCCAUCAUGUGUUUUGAUUUCAGUUGAAAGGACUUUUCAAACACAUGGGAGCAGAUGCUGAUCUCAGUUGCACCUAUAACGUCAUUGACUUCAGUGAAAUUGCAUCAGAAUUACACCAGCGUAACUGAGAUCAGAAUUUGGCCCAUAUUUUUACUAUGUCUGGGCAGAGGAAUUGCAAAUAUAAAUCUUGCUAUAUUUAUUAAAAACCUAAAAUGCUACCAAAACAAGAUAUUCUGUUGCACACACUUAUCCUGGGAAUAUUAUGAGAGAACAAACAGUACAUGACAGAUGUAUAGUCAUGCAUUACUAGAAGGCACUCAGAAUCUGUGUUGAUGAGCAAGGAAUAAGAAUCUAUAUACAACAGAAAAACUUGCCCCAAGUCUGGAAUGAAGGUGAAGAAGAGCUAAUACAUUUCCAUUAGCGAAGUACAAGGAAACAUUAUUCUGAGCCUUGGUAUAGAUGAAGUGAUGAUUAUGAAGUUUGUCUUUUCUGCAAGUUUUCCUUUGAAUUCAGAUUUAUUGCUAUCCUCUCAUCUUUUGAUAUCGUACCCUCUAUAUUAGCAGAUUGGCUGUGGAAAAAAGAAAGAUCAAGGCAGCUGCUUACCAGAAGAGAUUUAAAGGGAGGAAAGGAGAGCCUGGUAUAGAGACUUUGAUAGAGGAUACCUCAGGAAACAUUGACAUUUCUUCUUUCUAUACACUACUGACAAAGAGGCCACCCUCUAAAAUAUCUUUCAAGGAGCAUUUCUCUAAAAUAAAUGAUUAAUCAUUCACUCCAAAGCAGAUUUUUACAGAAGGAAAACAUCAGUUUGGAUCUCUUGCCUCUUCUGUUGAUUUAACUACUUCCUUGUCCUUUACCAUUCAGCCUCUGGAUCAGCUGCAUCAGUGAAUUGCACAUAUCAGAUCAUAUGAAGACCCUGCCUUUGAAGACACCAAAAAUAAUAAAAAACCCAGGUUGUCACCUUCUGAGGUGAAGGUGCAACUCAAGAGGAUUACAAGCACUGAGAUCAAUGGGGGAAGAAAUGACUUGGAGAAAUAGAUCCAGAAAAAUGUCGGCAGCCUAUAUUUCUUCUCUCUGAAAAUCUCGAGUACAUAUGAAGGGACUCCUAUCGCCAGACAAAUAGCAAAAAUCCUGGCUUGCAUUUGGUCUUAUUCUUUUGAUCAAAAACAGCAUAGAAAUGGGACAGUAAAAGUGUGAAGACAUCAGUGAUUUCUUUAUAGCUUAUACUGAGCUUUUUAGCCAGAAUGGGAAUCAGGUAUAAGCUUGGGGUCGCCUACUUGGCAGUAGCAAUGACUACACCAGAAAUACCAUAGGUAGAAGUUAUCUGCCACCACAGGCACAUUUUGACUUCACUAUGCCCUGAUGAUGACAUGUAAUGCUGCUGGUUCAGUUUGAACAUCCAUACGUCAGACCACAGAGUCUGAUAAAAAAAAAAAAAGAUGUUUCAUGGGCUUGCACUCAACUUUGUUAGAAUAAAAGGUAUUUAUAAUAAGAGGCUGUAUGUUUAAGAUUCCCUUUGAGUACGCUAUUUUUAGUGCUCAUCUUAAAUAAAAGCUCUUUGGGGACAGGACAUAUGUACUUGAAUGUUAAGCACUUCAUUUGCAUAUGCUUUGAAGUUGUUAAAGGCUUGCUGUCUGCUGAGUAUUUCCUUAGUUGCACAUUGCACUAAAUUAUUGUAUAGGUUCUUGAUAUUAGCUUGUUAUUACCUCUUUCAGUAACACCUCAUCUUGGAGGUGCAAUUAGGAUUAGAGGAUAAUGCUGUAUAGGAUGAUAGUUUAAACACUUGGGGUGAAAUCCUGGCCCAUUUAAGUCAAUAAGAAUAUUGCCACUGUUAUCACUGAAGCCAGGAUUUCACCCUUGGGCUCUUUCCAUCUGUCCAUAAUAAGGAUCUUCUAGUCCUUUGCCAACAUCAGACGAGAGUAGAGAUGGGUGCAAGCCAUAAAUUUGAGAAGCAGAUUCAGAUCUGGACUUCACCCAAAAUUUGAGGGGAAGUAGGUCCAAAGUUUUGGUUCAGGCCUGUUUCUAGAAGAGAGAUGACAGAAUUGAGAAAAGUCCCUGCAUAACUGGCACUUCUCUGGAGGAACUCUGGGGAUCAUGGAUAAAGUCUCACUGCCUUUGUUAAAAAGAAAAAAAAAAGUAUCAGAAACCAGACACUUUUUGUUGAUCGAACAAUUAGACAAUAACUGAUUUUUGUAUUGUGACAUUUACUUCAUGCAGCUAUCCCUGAAGUCUGAUGGGUUAUUUAAUAACUAGUGGCCAAAAGCCUGUGCUGUUGCCUGGGUAUGGCAGCUGGGCCAAGUAAUCCAUCAUCUGUGCAGUCUCCCUAUAUAACCAAUCAAAUUGUUGGAUGCAAGUUAGCUGUAGAGUAAGGGCAGUGAUUGGUUGAGUCACCUCUGAUAUCACAAUCGGCUAGGACUUUGGGCAUGGCAUAGAUACAUGCCUUACUAUAGCUGUAUGCUGAACGGAUGUAAUUUGUGAAGUCAAAAUGGCUGAAUACUUAAAAAAUAGACAAUAAGAGGCCACGAAUUUCAGUGAUGGUUGAACCUGGUGAUAGUCUGAACAAGAAAAACUCAUAGCCAUGCUUGCAUAUGUUUCCAUCACUUCGCACUGACUCAAACAUUUUAGGUUUCAAUGACACACACAAUGACAAUUCUGGAAUCUUCAUAUUUAGAUAAAUAUCUUGUGUUGAACUAGUACCUUUUCUCCCAGAGGAUCCCUUUGCAAAAUGAGACUCACUGCACCCACUUCUGAAGUGCAGCCAAUUCUGAGGUAGUGUAUAGCAGCUGUUUAACACACAUAGGAACACUAUACAGUAAUUUAGGGCAAAAGACUUCACUUCUCUGUAACAUUUGGUUAACGCUAUAGGGAGACUCCUGUUCAUGACAAAUUCUUGAAUAGGUUAUUUUAUCAUGCUCUUUCUGGUUCUUGCAAGACUCUUGAGCUUCAAGAGAAAUCGCUUGGAACUUGGAUAUAAUCUCCUGUCUCCCAAAUAUUCAGAAAGCUGGCAUUGUUAUAACAAAGAAACCAAACAUCCCUCCCCAAAAAAUUGAUUUCACCUAGAGGAGUUCAUUGGAUGUCUCAAGGAGAUAAACAAUGUCAUCCAUAAAGAUCAUUAUGAUAACUCAGAAACUAUAUAACACAGCUUAAUGCCAGUAGUGUCUGUUUUCAUAGUGGUAGCCUUCUCAGUCUGUAUAAGCAAAAACAAUGAGGAGUUCUUGUGGCACCUUAGAGAAUAACAAAUUUAUUUGGGCAUGAGCUUUCAUCCUUGCCAGGAAAUACAUGGCCACAAGGACAGCUAUAUUAUUUUCCAUUCCACCCCACUGAUCUACUCAAGCAACAGAUCAUGCAGAUUAAACCUCAUAUAGUCUGCAGCUGUUGUCUUAAACAUCAUGCAGUUAAUAACAGAUCAUUCAGAUUAAACAAUGCUAUCAAAGCUAUCCCAUGAACAGAGGUGGGGGUUGGGUUAUGUCCCUUUGUGUUAAAAGGAUGAGUACAGUUCUAGAUGGACUCAGGAUGUAUUGGGCUGUUUUCACUGCUACAAAAUUAUUCAGCUGUUAAGUAAGGGGACUGAGGAUAAAGAACAAAAGGUGAUUCUUACUGGUGUGAUUAACCUCUGAUGAAUUCCUUAUCUGACCGAUCAGUCCUCAUCCUCAAAGGAACUCUGCACAACACUUUCGAAAGAUGAGCCUGGGAGCUUAAAUUCAUAACUCUGCUAGACACUAAAAAUCAUGGUCUUAAUAGGGACACUGGAUUUAGGGCUUAUUAUAUACAACAAUCUGUAACCCACUAACCCUCCUUUUUGUCCUAAAACUACAGGGAUGUUAACAUGACAAUUCAGCUUGAAUGGCCCCCUAUGUGCUAACUACUUAUGCUAAACCAUCUGUUCAAUCUUGUUUUUAGCUGUGACAUUGUUAGUACCUUUCCCCCAACCUGAAGAAGAGCUGUGUGUAGCUCGAAAGCUUGUCUCUCUCACCAGCAGAAGUUGGUCCAAUAAAAGAUAUGACCUCACCCACCUUAAGGAACACUCAGUCUAUUGCAAUACUCGGCACUGGACACAAAUGCACCCAUUUAAGCACUCAAACCCUUCAUUCCACAUGCAGCAUACUUAAAAUGUACCAAUGCAUUUUACCUGUAAUUAGAUGUUGUGUACUCUAUUGGUAUGUUGCAACCUGGGAGCCUGAUCUUGAAGUCUUUACUUUGGAAAAACUCCCAUUUACGUUAAUAAGAGUUUUGCCUAAAGAAUGCAGGACUAGCCAGGGGUAUCUGAUGUUUUAAUACCUAGUGGGCAAUGUCAGCAGCAGUAAGAAUGUAGCUUGCCAAAAAUGAGGAGAGAUUAAAAGUGGGUGAUUAAACCAGAGGACUAGGAUUCUUUAAUUCUGUUCCUAGCUGUAAGAAAAGGAGUACUUGUGGCACCUUAGAGACUAACAAAUUUAUUAGAGCAUAAGCUUUCGUGAGCUACAGCUCACUUCAUGAGCUGUAGCUCACGAAAGCUUAUGCUCUAAUAAAUUUGUUAGUCUCUAAGGUGCCACAAGUACUCCUUUUCUUUUUGCGAAUACAGACUAACACGGCUGCUACUCUGAAACCUGUUCCUAGCUGUGUAACAUUGAUCUAGUCACUGAGGCCAAAGUUGUCAAUCUGAGUGUCUAAAGUUAGACACACAAAUCCAUAUUUAGGCACUUAACUAAGCCCUGCUUCAGGGAAGCAUUUAAGCACAUGCUUAAACCUAGGCAUGUACUUACUUAAGUGCCCUUCCUGAACAAGGAUGUGUUCCUGAAUUGGGGCCUCAGAUUUUGACUCAUGGAUGCCUAAAUCCUUUUUGAAAAUGAUAUGUAGGCUCUAAAUCAAUUAGGCAUUGUGACACUGAGUGCAGCAAUGCCUAAUUACCUUUAGUAAUCUGGGCCUAUAUAAAAAAGGAUUUGAAAUUUAAGGAGGAAAUUUCAUACAAAUUAUCUGGCAGAUUCUUACUCCAUUUUCAGCUGCAAAAUUAGGAAUACACAUUAUCAAACUGAAAAUUAAUGCACCCCUUACCAAAUAGAUAAUAAUGGGUCAGCACCAUGGGUGUGACACAUACAAGUUUAAUUUGUGUAGCCUUAAAAAAUACAGUCCCAUUUUAAAUACCAUCAAUAUUUUUGAUGGAUUGAGCUCUAAAACUUAUUUUAGUGGAAUUUCUACAGUGUAAUUGAAGUGUCUACAGAAUCUUAUCGAAAGCUUAAAAGUUCACUAAGAAAAACUGUUUUAAAGAUGAAAUAUUAUUUUGUAUCAGUGAUUUAUCUAUAUUUGAAAGCUGUAAAAACAUUUUAAGAGUAUCUGUAUAAUUGUAUGAAUGUUAUACUUAUUAAUCAUUGUAAAUCAUGAGAAAAAUAAUAUUAAAAAAGUAAUCAAUUUCAUGCAUAAUAAGACAUGACUAAAUAACUGCAAAUAUGAGUCAGGUGAGUCAAUGAAUAGUAGUCUUGAAAAAUAUGGUGAAUGAGCAUAUAAAACUAUAUAAUACAAUCUUUAAAAUAGAUGCUUUACCGUUUUUGUUUUGUGGUAAAACUUGUUGUUAAGGUUGCAAAAUACACUAAGUGAUGAACCACUUUUCUUCACUGCAUUCUUAGCUUUUUAAAAUAAUCAUUUGGGGGGUUGAAAUUUUCCAUGUAUUGCUCAAAACACUGCUCUCAUCUAAAGAAAUGUAAAUUCGGAAUAACUCUAUUGAUGUCAAUGAAUUUAUUAUGAUUUUAUACAGAUGUAACCAAUGUACAGUGCCCGAUUGAUUUCAGUGGGACUUCACGCAGGUGCAGGAGUUCACCUGCAUUGAUCCAAUUGCAGGACCAGGACCUUAAAGAAAUGGGGUCUUUUAUAAGUGAACACUUAGCAAUGUAAUCUAAUAGUUGAUUAAUCUGUGCCAGCUUUAAGGAUUUAGGGCUAUAUCCUGCCAAGGUAUUGAGUGUGUCCUAUGAGAUCUAAGUGUCCUCAACUUCCAUUGAAGUCAAUAGGGCAUGUUGGCACUCAGCAGCUUCAAGAUCAGAACUUUAUGGUGGCUUUAAAUCAAUUUAAGUACAUACACCAUAAUGCAGAAUAAGAGCACCUGCCACUUUAAGAGCCAGCUCACUUAGGUCCGUAUUCACUUAAUAGUCUCAUUCUCUUCAGUGAGUCUCCUGGUGUGAACAAGAUGAUUUAUUUGCAUGAAUAAGAGUUGCAGGAUCAGAACCUUAGUCUUUCAAGCAAGUUAAUAGAGACUUUUUACCUCUUUCCCCCCCCACCACAAGAGAAAAAAACCAGGGAAAUUAAAUGCAAAAAUGUGCAAAUGCAAUAUUAAGAUUGCACAGUUAAUGUGGGUAUCUAAAAGCUCACAAAAUGCAGGAGUGAAGAUGGGACAGGUUAGCAUUGCUGUAGGAACCUUACAUUUUCCAUUUCCUAAUGUCCUUAUUUAUUUACUUUGCAACCUUAACACUGCAGUAAAAAAGAUUUUUUUUCAAGAAGCAAUACUGUGUGUCAGUGAUAAUACCACUUCAGUGACAUCUAAUUUUUAAUUGUUAUAAUCCUCUCUUCAAUAAGAAUAUGAGUUGCACUUUUUUUUUUUAACAGCGCAAAACUGCCAAAGCUGUACAGUGAAGGGGUGGAUCUUUAGAUAUUAAUUUAAAAAUAUGUGGGAAAGUAUCAUCAGAAUGCCUAAUUCAUUUAUAUCAUUUAUUUAAACAGAACCCAACAAUAAGGCAUGGGAGGGAAAUGGAAUCAUGCUUCUUAUUUUUAGGAACCUUGGAUGAUCCCUUUACUCUCAAGAGCUAAAGCCAUGUUCAUUUCUUGAGUGACCAUCAAAGCAUUGUUCUUUCACUCUGAACUCUUUGUCAGAAAAAGUGUCCUUCUUCAGUAGAAUUUCUGCUGCCCCCUUUCCAGGCAAUGGUUAUUGCUGGUAAAAGAAAAUGAGAAUUACACCUUAUUUUCACACUCUGAAGGAAACAUUAGGCUUACGUUAGCAAUAGCUAUGUCUGCUUAAGGGACAUGAAAUCACCCUUUAAGUGGUGGUUACUAUAUUUUUAACUGCUAUAUGAGAAGAAAAUAAAAUGGCACUAAGAGCCUGAUUUGUGGUUUUACUGCCAGGGAAUGGGAAACAAUUUCACCUCACGAGAAUAAUAAAAACAUGCCCAUUGAACAAGGACCAGAUUCUGAUAACCUUGCUCAUGUUCUGUGGUACCUUACUCCACAAGUAGCCUCAUUAGUUUUAGUGGGACUUCUUGUAAUUUCUUUGGGGCAGGGCCCAACUCAUUGUUUUGUGUUUAUACAGGGCCUAGCCCAACGAGGUCCUAGUCCAUGACUGGGGCUCCUUGAUGCUAUAGUAACAAAUAAAUAAUAAUAAUGUCUGGUUAGGUGCCCUCAAAACAAUGACGGGUGGAGAAUCUCAUCCCGAUGACUAAAAUCCAUCCUUAGAAAUCAGUGAUCCAGUCUCUUCACUUUUUUUUUUUUUUUUUUGAGAAACAUGGAAUAAUGUAUUACUUUUGUUUAGUCAAACCCUUCUGUUUUUAAUUAUAAGAAUCGGACCAUCUUCUUUCUUUUGUAAUCUCAUUAUAAUUGACUUAACGGGCCAUAACUUAACUGUUGCUUCAGGUAUGCCAACACUUUCAGCUAUCUUACUCUUACCUGUAAAAUGCAGAUGAACUUACUUUUGUUACUGUUUUCCAGUUUAAAUUUUAAUAUGUAAAGUGCUAGCUUGCUGAAGGAGUUAGAGGGACUUUUGUGCCAGGAGUAAACAUCCAUCAGCAAACUUAAAUGAAUGUCCAUUUAUUUUUAAUUAGCUCCCUUUCUUUAGCUAAUUGUCAAGGAUGCUGGUUAUUUAAAUGAGUGUUUGCUGCCUCACCAUCAAACCAACUCUGUGCAAGUUGUUCAAAUAUAUGGUCUUGAUCAUACUUUGCUGGAGAUUCUCUUAAAUAAAUUAUCCAGUUUGUAUUUGUGGAGAAGUCUUAACUAUAUCCCCUAAUAACAAAGCUUAUGUAGCAUCACUGUGUCAAAUUCUUCAAUUUGGUUACAUUAAUGCAAUUCCACUGAUCUGAUUGCUAGACCCAUUGACUUGUUCCAGGGAGAUAACUGAGAGCACACCUUGGCCCUGUUUGUUUUAUAGACACACACACUUCCAUUUUAUUGAAUAGCGAGGAGAAUUUGAAACUAUAAAUGGUAUUAAAAAGGACGUAUGUAUUUAAAAGACAAUGAAGUUUAUAUAUAAAUACUUCUGAAUAUUUUCUUGGUCAGUGCUCCACCCUGAAUGUUUGCAAUUAUUGUUCAAAGCUGAUUUUUGUGAAGGAAAAAUUAAGAGAAAUUAAAAUGUUUUGUGUAUAGUAGAUACAAAUAGCAAAAAGAGAUUACUUUUAGAAACUUGAUCUGUAAUCAGACUAGGAUGCAAGAGUGAAUAGCUUAAAAUUUUAUUUUAUAAAACCUCCAAUUUUGAAAUAAACUGA